AUGUCAUCAAAGAGACGAAUGCCUGUUGGAGUAACCGCCAGAGAGCCGGGCGGCAGUGCCUGGCCUCGUGGAAUUAUGGGCGAUUCAGCGAGCGACUCUGAUUCAGGAUGCGUUCUUGACGAGUUCGCCUGGACUCCGCCAAAAUUGACGCCACAUAUGGUUCAUCUUUAUUUUGCGUGUCUUCCCGAGGACAAGGUUCCCUAUACAAAUUCUGUUGGAGAGAAAUGGAGAGAAAGGCAAUUGAGAAGCCAACUCCCGCCACAGGAUUCAGAUCCUCUUUGUUGCGGGCCGUUGACAAGAAGUGAAGAAAAGGAAUUGAAAGGGUUUGAUGAAGCGAGGAAAAGAAGGGCGUUGGGACGUGGUCGUGUCGAGCGAACGCCGUACGAUGGAUCGAGGAAACGCUGUGCAGGGUGCGAUGAUGCACCACUUGAAGAGGGACAAGUGGCCGUGUAUGCCGAGAAAGUUGAUCGAUGGUUUCAUCCAGCGUGUUUCUCUUGUCACAAAUGCCAGGCGCUUCUCGUUGAUUUGGUCUAUUUCACGCACGGGAAUACGGUCUUUUGUGGUCGUCAUCACGCUGAGCAGCUCAAGCCACGGUGUGCAAAAUGUGAUGAGCUAGUAUUUGGCGAUGAGGUGGUCGAGGCUGAGGAAAGGCACUGGCAUCAUCAUCACUUCACGUGUGCUCAAUGUCAGCGACCAUUGGGCGGAAGUCGCUACGUGAGUCGGAGUGGCCGUUUCAUGUGUCUUGGCUGUGACGCGGGUAUCGUUCAUCCAAAAGCCCAGCAAUAUCCCGCAAUCAGCGGUGAUCCGUCUUUCUCGCGUUCACCGCAAUUUCCCGGUGAAUGUGCCGGUUGUCAUCAGAUCAUUCACCCAAAUCAGCCACACAUUGCCCAGGGUGAUCAAAGAUGGCACACAACAUCCGAGUGUUUCUCUUGUCAUUUAUGUCAACGAUCGUUGUUGGGAAUGACAUUCGAGGUUAUUCGAGGGAAUCCUCAAUGUAAACCACAAUGCUCAUUUAAUCAUCUUCAAACGCCAUCAACCUCUCGAAAGAUGAUGACCGAAAUCGAUGAGAGGAAACAUUUUGGUCAUCUUGGACGAAGACGUGGCAGUGUGCAGGGAAGAGAUGAUAGAGAUGGGCAAUUGAAUGGAAGAAAUCAUCCAGUUGAUCCCCCUCAUCACCCAAUUCCACCCCGCACUGCUCCCCCGCCGCCACCCAGUGAAGGAAUCUAUGAGACGGUACUUGCUCUUCCUCUUCCUCUUCAAAAGAAAAGCUCUGAUCGAAAGCACAGAUCGGGGAGACCCAAGAAUCUCUACUCAUCAACGCCAAAUCAAUUGAGAAGAACCGAUUCGGAGCCCCUCUACGAUCGGCCAUUUUAUUCUACCUCAUCAGAUUCAUCAGAUGACGAUGAUGUUUAUUAUAUGCAGCAUAUGAUGGCUGCUGCCUCCCUGGCUGUGAGUCACAAAACCUUGCCCAAUGAUGUGAAAAAGGCUAAACGAAGGAAACAGAGCAGAUGCAUAGUCAGC
This is a messenger RNA of Mesorhabditis belari, 1521 nucleotides long. The record is from the annotation of a GenBank genome assembly. NCBI's taxonomy places the organism in Eukaryota, Metazoa, Nematoda, Chromadorea, Rhabditida, Rhabditidae.